Durusdinium trenchii is the source of this 552-nucleotide messenger RNA. NCBI's taxonomy places the organism in Eukaryota, Dinophyceae, Suessiales, Symbiodiniaceae. The record is from the annotation of a GenBank genome assembly.
AUGGAUGAAACUCGGUUGUGGAGACUGCUUGGGUUCCCUGUGGGUGAAGUCGCCUGGGUGGUUGAGACUCCCUGGCCUUCCAACAGGAUUUGGUGGGAUGGGAUUGGAGGCAUUAGAUGUGAGAAGUUGACACUGGCUGGCUUUUCGGCAUCUCAAGCUGUCUCUAGACAACCCGCGCCGACCGCCAUGGCGAAGCCUCAGGCGAAAAAGACUGCCCGAGCGGGCAAGGAGCCUGUGACGCGUGAUUGCACGAUCCACCUUCACAAGCACAUGCAGAAGGUCGCCUUUAAGAAGCGGGCACCUCGAGCGGUGCGGGUGGUGAGGCAGUUUGCUUGCAAGGUGAUGCUCACCCAGGAUGUGCGCAUCGAUACGAAGCUGAACAAGUUCCUCUGGAGCAACGGCGUUCGAAACGUGCCUCGGCGGGUGCGUGUGCGCCUCUCCCGGAAGCGCAAUGAGGACGAAGAUGCCAAGGAGAAGAUGUUCACCUUGGUGCAACAUGUGCCUGUGGAGAGCUUCAAGAAUCUCCAAACGGAGACCGUGAAAGAUGAUUGA